This is a messenger RNA of Nilaparvata lugens (brown planthopper), 5066 nucleotides long. Its product is annotated as location of vulva defective 1. Bases 39 to 5006 code for a protein of 1655 amino acids. The transcript has 7 exons. Lineage: Eukaryota; Metazoa; Arthropoda; Insecta; Hemiptera; Delphacidae. The record is from RefSeq and is a predicted model, not a curated record.
CUUCGUCCCACUUUAUAAGUGGAGAGAGCGAGCAGUGAAUGAAGUUUUCAUCUUCCAACAGUGACAUGAGAGACUUGUCGUGGAAGCUAGUCAUUUUCCUCAUUCAUUUUCUAUAUGUACAACAUGUCUGGGGGAAGGCCAUACCGGAUGAUCCUCUUGAUGAGUUGGAUGGAUCAGUUACACAAACGACUGUGAAGAAGAGCUCUAAAACGGAAAAGCAUUCGGUCCAAUAUGAUUCGGAAGAAGAGGAAGAAGACGAUCACACUUCAAAGCUACUAGCCAAACAAGAAAUGGCCCUGGUCAAGAAACGGGAGCUGGCUCUCAGCAAAGCGCCCAAAACUAAACUGGUGGCUGGAGAUGAUGUUCUAGAUGCUGACACUGAGUUCGAGAUCGAAGAGAUAGAUGGAGAGCCGGUUGUGAAAGAGGUGACAAAAAUCACCAAGUACCAUACUUUGCCAGCUGUUGAGGCUAAGAAAAAGAAGAAAAAAAUUAUCAAAUUUGAGAGUGAAGAGGAAGCAGAAGAGAUGAUGAAGAUGGCGAAAGAAAAAGCUAUAGGGAGGCGAGUGAAGGGGAAACUGAGUAGUCUCCUAGGUAAGAACAAGAUGUCACAGAAGUCUGUCAAACAGAAGAUUGGUGGAAGAUUCACGUCCCACCUUUCAGGAGAAGAUAUUGACGAAGACAAGAUAACAACAAUGAUGAGGAAGAGGAAGAAACGCGGGAAAACCAGUAAGUUUGAAAGCUCUCAAUUCUCGUCCAAUGAAUAUUCUUCAUCAGAGUUCUCAGGAGGCAGUAAUUUGUUGUUGAUUGGAAAGAAACCAUCCAAAAUCACAACAACCACAAUUGUUACAGAUGAAGGGAAUGGUGAUGAGGAGGAGAAAACUGUGGAGACCACGAUAACAGAGGGUGUGAAUGAGGAAGGGGAGAGGGUGGUGGAGGAGACAACCACAACAGUCACAGAGGAAGAUGAUGGUGAUAUAAUCACAGAAGAGACGAAGACAACAGUCACAGAGGAAGGAGAUGGAACUACCACCACAGAAGAAACCACAACCACAGUCACCGAGGAGGAAGAUGGAGACGUGGAGACAGAGCAGACAACCACAACAGUCACCGAGGAUGAAGAUGGAACAAUCACAACUGAGGAAUCAACAACUACUGUCACUGAGGAGGAUGAUGGAGACAAAAUAAUUGAGGAGACAACAACGAAAGUCACUGAGGAUGAAGAUGGAACCACUACCACUGAAGAAACCACAACCACAGUUACUGAGGAGGAUGAUGGGGACACAACCUUGGAGAAGAUCACUGAAGUUCUGACUGAAGAUGAGGAUGGGACAACAACAACAGAAGAAACUGUCACCACGAUCACAGAGGAAGAUGAUGGUGAUGUCAAAACUGAGGAAUCCACAACAAUUGAGAGAGAAGAUGAGGAUGGGACAACAACAACAGAAGAAACUGUCAUCACGAUCACAGAGGAUGAUGAUGGUGACAAGACAACAGAGGAGACAACAACCACAGUGACAGAGAAUGGUGAUGGGACAAUCACAACUGAAGAGAUCACAACCACACUUACGGAGGAGGAUGAUGGAGAUGUGGAAAGAGAAGAAACCACAACAGUGGUUACUGAAGAUGAAGAUGGAACAAAAUACACGGUAGAGACAACAGUCACAGAAGACAAUGAUGAUGGGAUAAUAACCACUGAGGAAACAACUGUAACAGAAGAUGAAGAUGGUGACAAAACGAUUGUGGAGACCACAACGGUUGAGACCGAAAAUGACGAUGGAAGCACCACAACAGAAGAGACAACUACCACUGUGGUAGAGGAUGAUGAUGGUGAUAAAACCACUGAGGAAACUACAACAGUAGUUACUGAAGAUGUAGAUGGGAAUAUAUUACCGGAAGAAACCGAAUAUGAUUCUGGAGAUGAAGCAUUUGAUGCAAUCACUGAAUAUGAACCACCUCCUGAAGAUGACAUUUCUAUCGAGCCAGAGGAAAUUGAAUAUGAUUCUGGAGAUGUAGCAUUGGAUGCUAUCAGUGCAUAUGAACCACCAGAAGAACCUCCAGGAGAUGACAUUUUGAUCAAGCCAGAGGAGCUUGAUGACGCCUUAACUGAAACUACAAUAACAACAAUCACAGAUGGUAUGAUGCCACCUCAAAUGGAAACUGUGACAGUUCCAGCUCCUGAGGUGAUGACUGUGCAUGUGGUGGAUGAUGAUAUCACAGGGUCAAAAUCUAGUAAAACAACGAAAAUUGUCACAACAAUCACAACUUCAUCCAAAACAAAAUCUAUGUUACCUGUGAUAACUGAUGAAUUUUCAAUUGAUGGUAUUGAAGAGGAAGUGACAACUGUCACAAUCACAAAGAAGAUGAAACGUAAUAAGAGGACAAGAAAAAUAAUUUCAGAGGAAGAAAAUGUUUCUUCAUCAACUCUUAUCAAUGGAGUACCAGUGGGAGGUAAUCUUAGACUCCAAGAAAUACUGGCCACAUACUGCAAGAGGUACUAUUGCUUUGAGUCCCAUUUGAAUGCAGGUACAGAUUCACUAUUUUUCGAAGGAGAUGAUAUUGACGAUGGAAUGGAAACUACAACAAAAACUGUUACAUCAACUGAGACAAUAGAAUGUCAUUCAGAAUAUAACAAAGAUAUUUGCUAUGCUAUUGGAAUGUCAGAGCAAAGUCAUGGGAAUAUUGUCAUAUCAUCUGACAGGACAAGUGGAGAGCACUAUACAGGAACACAACACACUACAGUGACUGAACAUGGGCCAACGAUUGAAGAGACUACUACCACAGUGACUGAAACUGAGGGAGAAACAUCAAGUGGAUAUCCAUUGGAAGAUAUAGAAACAGAGUCUCUGGUUUAUGAGGAGCCACCACAGGUUGAAGUAGAACCACCAGGUGAUGAGGGGAUGAUUAUUGAUGAAGUGGGACCACUAGAUGAUCUUGGACCAUUAGUUGAUGGCGAAGAUGAUGACACAACUGAACAUACAACAACUGUUGUGACAGAAAAUGAUGAUGGUACAACAACAACAGAGGAAACGACAACCACUGUCACUGAGGAGGAUGAUGGGGACAAAAUAAUUGAGGAAACAACAAUCAGCGUGACUGAGGGGGAUGAUGGGCCAACAACUACAGAAGAAACUGUCACCACAAUCACAGAGGAAGAUGAUGGUGAUGUCGAAACUGAAGAGACUACGACCGUAGUCACUGAAGAUGAUGAUGGGACAAUAACCACUGAAGAGACGACAACAACAGUGGUGGAAGAGGAUGAUGGUGAUGUCAAAACUGAAGAGACUACGACCAUAGUCACUGAAGAUGAUGAUGGGACAAUAACCACUGAAGAAACGACAACAACAGUGGUCGAAGAGGAUGAUGGUGAUGUCAAAACUGAAGAGACUACGACUGUAGUCACUGAAGAUGAUGAUGGGACAAUAACCACUGAAGAGACGACAACAACAGUGGUCGAAGAGGAUGAUGGUGAUGUCAAAACUGAAGAGACUACGACUGUAGUCACUGAAGAUGAUGAUGGGACAAUAACCACUGAAGAGACGACAACAACAGUGGUCGAAGAGGAUGAUGGUGAUGUCAAAACUGAAGAGACUACGACCAUAGUCACUGAAGAUGAUGAUGGGACAAUAACCACUGAAGAGACGACAACAACAGUGGUCGAAGAGGAUGAUGGUGAUGUCAAAACUGAAGAGACUACGACUAUAGUCACUGAAGAUGAUGAUGGGACAACCACCACUGAAGAAACUGUCACCACAAUCACAGAGGAAGAUGAUGGUGAUGUCAAAAGUGAAGAGACUACGACCGUAGUCACUGAAGAUGAUGAUGGGACGAUAACCACUGAAGAGACGACAACAACAGUGGUGGAAGAGGAUGAUGGAGAUGUGAAAACUGAGGAGACCACAACAAUUGUGACAGAAGAUGAGGAUGGGACAACAACAACUGAAGAAACUGUCACCACAAUCACAGAGGAUGAUGAUGGUGACAAGACAACUGAGGAGUCCACAACAAUUGUGACUGAAGAUGAGGAUGGGACAACAACAACUGAAGAAACUGUCACCACGAUCACCGAGGAAGAUGAUGGUGAUGUCAAAACUGAGGAAUCCACAACAAUUGUGACUGAAGAUGAGGAUGGGACAACAACAACAGAAGAAACUGUCACCACAAUCACAGAGGAGGAGGAUGGUGAAAAGACAACUGAAGAAACAAGAAUCACUGUUGUCGAAGAUGAUGAUGGAGAUGAAAUUAAGAAAGAGACAAUAACCAUUAUCCAUGAGGAUGGUGAUGAUGUUGCAGAAUCAGCUGUUAUCGUGACCGGUGGAGGGGGAGGUAAGCAUAUCAAAGGCAAAAAGUUCACAGUCAUGAGUGGCGGAAUGGGUGCAUUCAAGGAAUCGAAUAAACAGGCCAGUUCCAUGAUGUCCUCCAUUGAACAAUCACAUCACUUGCAUGUGGCAGGUCGACGCCCCAGAAAAAAUCGUAAGUGGAGAAAAAAGAAAACUGGAUUGAGUGGUUAUGCCUCGAGCUUGGAAAUGAUGGAAGAAGAAGCUGAAUGGGAGAUGAUUCUAAUGGAGAUGGCCGAAGAGAGAGCAGAAGAGUAUGGGAUGACCUUGGAAGAAUACAUGGAGGAGGAAGAAUUCCAAGAGCUGCUGGAACUCGGCAUGGAAGAGGAGGAACUGAUAAUUUCGGGAGGAUGGGAGGCUUACGAAGAGAUGAAAGCUAGACAGAAAGCCGAAAGGAUGAUGUUGGAGCAGAGGAUGUUGGAGCAGAGAAUGAUGGAAGAAGAAAUGGAAAUGUGGGAGGAGGAAGGAGAGGACUUCGAAGAUGAACAUCUCAUGUCCAACCUGAUGCUGCAUCAAGCAGCAUCCAAAGGGUCCAAGGCUUCUGCCAAGUCCUAUCAUUCCUCAUCAAGCUCAAUGGCUUCAAAGAAACACCAGACGGCCAGCACUUCAUCUGCGAACAGCUUCGUCUACGAUGACGACAUUGAUAUUGAUGACGACACCAUUACAUUCUAAGUGUUGUAGGAACUGUUGUCAAAUCUUGUUCUAAAUCAAUAAACUGAACUGAAGCAUGUA